GCGUGGGUCCAUGGGCCGGGGGGCGCGGCGGUAGGCGCGGCAGCGGCAUGGCGGGGGGCCGCAGAGGGGAGGCGCGGCGCUAAGUCCUGCCGAGUCGAGCUCCAGUGCUCGGCUCCCGCCCUUCCCCGCCUGUGCCCUCGCUGUCGCUGCUGGGAUUCCCGAGCCGGGCGACCUGUGGCCCUGUAAAGGCUUGGCCCCUCCCAGACUCCCUUUGGACUCGGGACCUAAGCACAUGCCCAACAUGCCUGUGGUUGGCGUUCUCCUCUGGGCCACUCUGCUGACUCUGGGCUGGCAGGCCACCCAUGCCAAAGACUACAUCUUUGCCACCCCCAGGGUGCAGCUCUCCUUCAAAGAGCUGAAGGCCACAGGCACCGCACACUUUUUCAACUUCCUCCUCAACUCCAGUGACUACCGCAUCCUGCUCAAGGAUGAGGACCACGACCGCAUGUAUGUGGGCAGCAAGGACUACGUCCUCUCCUUGGAUCUGCACGACAUCAACCGCGAGCCCCUCAUCAUCCAUUGGCCUGCAUCCCAGCAGAGGAUUGAGGAGUGCAUCCUGUCAGGCAAGAACAGCAAUGGGGAGUGUGGCAACUUCAUCCGCCUGAUCCAGCCCUGGAACCGGACCCACCUCUACGUGUGUGGCACUGGGGCCUACAAUCCCAUCUGUGCCUUUGUCAACCGAGGGCGCAAAGCGCAGGGAUUUCCGCUGAGCCAGCCCGUCCAGCCGGGAGGCCGGGAAAGCAGAUCAGCCGACGGCCCCCUCAGCCCGAGACCAGCGGAAAGCAAGGAUUACAUCUUCUACCUGGAGCCAGACAAACUGGAGUCAGGCAAGGGGAAGUGCUCGUACGACCCCAAAGUAGACACCGUCUCUGCAUUAAUAAAUGAAGAGCUUUAUGCUGGUGUCUACAUUGACUUCAUGGGCACUGAUGCAGCCAUCUUUCGUACCAUGGGCAAACAGACGGCCAUGAGGACGGACCAGUACAAUUCACGCUGGCUCAAUGACCCAGCAUUCGUCCAUGCCCAGCUCAUCCCUGACAGUAGUGAGAGGAACGAUGACAAACUCUACUUCUUCUUCCGGGAAAAAUCGGCUGAUGCCCCGCAGAGCCCAGGUGUCUAUUCCCGCAUUGGGCGCAUCUGUCUGAAUGACGAUGGAGGCCACUGCUGCCUGGUGAACAAGUGGAGCACAUUCCUGAAGGCCCGACUUACCUGCUCUGUGCCAGGACCCGAUGGGAUCGAAACACACUUCGAUGAGCUCCAGGAUGUCUUCAUCCAGCAGACACAGGACACCAAGAAUCCUGUCAUCUAUGCUGUGUUCUCUGCUUCAGGAUCCGUUUUCAAAGGCUCCGCUGUGUGCGUCUACUCCAUGGCCGAUAUCCGCAUGGUGUUCAAUGGGCCCUUUGCACACAAGGAGGGCCCCAACUACCAGUGGAUGCCCUACACAGGCAAAAUGCCUUAUCCCCGGCCAGGCACCUGCCCCGGGGGGACGUUUACACCAUCCAUGAAGUCAACCAAGGAUUAUCCUGAUGAGGUGAUCAACUUCAUGUGCGCACACCCACUGAUGUACCACGCCAUAUACCCAACCCACCGCCAGCCACUAGUAGUGCGCAGCAACGUCAACUAUCGCUUCACCACCAUCGCCGUCGACCAGGUGGAUGCAGCAGAUGGGCGCUAUGAGGUGCUUUUCCUGGGCACAGAUCGAGGCACUGUGCAGAAAGUCAUAGUACUACCCCGGGAUGACAUGGAGACUGAGGAGCUGAUGCUGGAAGAGAUUGAGGUGUUCAAGGUGCCAGCACCCAUCAAGACAAUGACCAUCUCUUCCAAGAGGCAACAGCUUUACGUGUCCUCAGCUGUAGGGGUGACCCAUUUGGCCCUGCACCGGUGUGAUGUUUAUGGGGAAGUUUGUGCCGACUGCUGCCUGGCCCGGGACCCCUACUGCGCCUGGGAUGGCAAGGCUUGCACCCGCUACUCAGCAUCUUCCAAGAGGCGGAGCAGGCGGCAGGACGUCCGGCAUGGCAACCCCAUCCGCCAGUGCCGAGGCUACAACUCCAACGCCAACAAGAACACAGUGGAGGCUGUGCAGUAUGGGGUGGAGGGCAGCACGGCCUUCCUUGAGUGCCAGCCCCGUUCCCCCCAGGCCAGCAUCAAGUGGCUACUCCAGAAGGACAAUAGUGACCGGCGGAAAGAGCUCCGUGUCGAGGGCCGGGUAUUGCGGACAGAGCAGGGCUUGCUGUUGCGCUCCCUGCAGCUCUCUGACAGUGGCCUGUACUCCUGCACUGCCACUGAGAACAACUUCAAGCACACGGUGACCAAGGUGCAGCUACGUGUCCUCAGCAGCCGCACUGUCCACGCCAUGCUCUUCCAGGCUGAGGUCCCGCCUGGCCUCCCACCUGUGGCUGCUGCUGCCACUGGUGCGAGGGUGCCCAGUGCUGCUGCUCCCCGCUACCAGGACCUGCUGCAACUCCUCACCCAGCCUGAAAUGGGACUCCUUGACCAGUACUGUCAGGGUUACUGGCGGCACAUGGCCACCAGCCCCCAGGAACCGCUGGCUGGCCUCAAAGCCAAGGAGCAGCAGGACCAGAAGAAGCCUCGAAACCGCCGGAAUCACCAGCCAGAGACCUACAGGCAUACAUGAAACCAUCAGCAGGGACUUUGAUAGCACAGUGGUCUAUUUUUCCCCCUUUUAAUAUUAAAAAUAUCUAUAAAUAUACAUAUAUAUAUAUAUAUAUAUAUAUAUCUACACACACACAUGCACACACACUCCCCACCUCCCUUGGAAGACGGUAUUUAUUUGUAGGUUGUACAUAGUCAUUUGCACAACAUGACCAUUGCCUUCCCACCCCAGGGAAGAGUGAAGGACCCCAGAAGUCAUGCCCAUCAUUUCUUUCUUCCCUUCCUGAACUUUGUGGUACUGUGAGACACCAGCAUGUGGGACCAGGCUGAGGUCAAUGACCUUCCAGUGGGAAGGGCAUGGCACUACAAUCAGGGCUGUACAUGCCUAAUGGUGGGCAGGCCAUGUCAGGGGAUGAUGUCACCAGCUCACAGUAGUGUUGGGGCAGAGGCAGUGGUUCCUGCAGGAAGGCUCUAGGGCAGGUGCCCAUCUGGCCUGGACAGCCUGCACUGACUUGGUCACAGGGCAAGCAGCAAGAAGGAGCUGGAGAAGGUCUGCCCCACUGCUUUUGUUGUGUCUGCUGUAUCUUUGAGCCUCAGUUUCCCCAUCUAGUUAUUUAAGACCAAGCGCUUUCCCCAGGAAAACUGCAGACUGGCCACACAAGCCUAGGAGAGGGGAGGGCUACAGACAUGCUGCAUCCCACCAGGCCACAGCUUGGACUUCAUGUCCACUGAAAUGUGACUGCAGCUGGGGAGAGGCACAUAGGCAGAGAGAGUCUAGCCUCUGAGGUGCAGCUCAGGGAGGCAGGAUUCAGGUGUCUAGGCAGCAGUAGAGGCUUAGUCAGGGCUGUGCUCUGGGUUGGAGAGGGAAGGAGAAGAGGCUGUAAUGGGGCCAACCCCUGGGGUCGCCACUUUUACACUAUGCUAGGGGCACCUUUAGUGCCACCCAGGCCUGACAGGUUGGGCAGUGGUGCCCAUGGGUGCUGGAACCAUGGGAGCCUUGUCCAUUGCCUGCUGCCUUCGGGCUCCCAGGCAGCGAUGUGGGUACCCUGCAUUGUAAAUAGUUGUACAUGGGAAGCACAAGGGUGCCUGGGGCCCAUGCCCUGCCAAGCACAUGCCACCGCUGCAACCAAGAGUGUGCCAAAAUAAACACUGGCUUUGGGAUA
Molecule: messenger RNA, 3773 nt
Organism: Rhea pennata
Lineage: Eukaryota; Metazoa; Chordata; Aves; Rheiformes; Rheidae
Gene: SEMA3F
Product: semaphorin 3F
Exons: 19
Coding region: 233-2632 (799 amino acids)
Biological process (GO): axon guidance; negative chemotaxis; semaphorin-plexin signaling pathway
Cellular component (GO): plasma membrane
Molecular function (GO): semaphorin receptor binding; chemorepellent activity
Source: RefSeq, a predicted model, not a curated record